Molecule: messenger RNA, 411 nt
Organism: Stegodyphus dumicola
Lineage: Eukaryota; Metazoa; Arthropoda; Arachnida; Araneae; Eresidae
Product: zinc finger MYM-type protein 5-like
Source: RefSeq, a predicted model, not a curated record
AUGGAAUUAAAUGAAUGUGAAGUUAAAGAUUAUUCAGAUAAUUUGAUGGAUGAGACUGGCAUAAAUGAAAAUUCAUUUCUUCAUAUUGAUUUUGAUGAUUCUGAAAAGUGGCAACUCUUAGUGACAAAUUUGGCUGCGGACCACCUACAACUAGCUCAUGGACCACAGUUUGAGAAUGCCUGUAAGAAAGGUUUAAUGUAUCCAAAAAGUAAUAAUGGACGUAAAUUUAGUGAUACAUAUUACAAGAGAAAAAUGGAAAAGGGAGAAUUAGUUCCCCGUUGGUGGCUAUCAUAUUCAAUGAGUACAAAUUCUGUUUUUUGCUUCUGUUGCAAGGUAUUUGCAUCGAUUGACAGUACUAUCCUUGUAAAAGGCUAUGAUGAUUGGAUAAAUGUAUCUAAAAGUCUUGCAUAG